Molecule: messenger RNA, 1068 nt
Organism: Priceomyces carsonii
Lineage: Eukaryota; Fungi; Ascomycota; Pichiomycetes; Serinales; Debaryomycetaceae
Exons: 1
Coding region: 1-1068 (355 amino acids)
Cellular component (GO): nucleus
Molecular function (GO): RNA binding
Source: RefSeq, a predicted model, not a curated record
AUGACCGACAACAUAGUCACUCAAGUCUCGCCAGACACCAAUAAUGCCUUUAAUCAGAAUAUAUAUGAUGAUUACAAUAGCGGUAGUGAAAGUGGUAACGUAGACUACAACUCCAAGAUUCAUUUGGACUUGAGAGGGGAGCAUUUUACAAUAACAAGAGACGAACUAAUGAGCUUACCAGAGAGCAUCUUAUUAUGUUUAUUUCCUAACGGCGUUUUCUUAGAUGAAGAGGGUCAAGUCAUAACUAAUUUGACUGAAAAGGAUAUUGUGUUCGUCAACUUUGAUCCUCAAUGUUUUCAAUAUAUAAUUAACAAGUUUGGCGAAGCCCAGCAUGAUUUGCUCGAAAUGGGACCUUUAUCACCACAAGUUAGCAGCGGCCUUAACAGAAACAGUCAAGAAAAUGUACUUCAAAAUAAACCCGCUAUAAUCGUUUUGAGGGAAGAUUUAGACUAUUAUGUUAUCCCUCCUGUCGCUGGAUUAAAUGCUGACAAGAUGAGACUCCUCAAGUUGAAUGCGGGUGAACAAUUAUUGAAUAACGAGAUGAUAUUUAGUGGCUUGGGAUACAAUACGCAUCUACCUAUCUCCAUUAAACAAGAGCUUGGCCCCGCCGAACAACAUUUAUUUGAUAUGUUGUGCACAUCGGGAUUUGAGCCAAGAGGAACAUGGGGUUGUAGGAAUAUGGAGCCUUCGAAAUGCAUCAUUCUGUCUUUACUGUUGGUGCGUCUCAAAACACAUUCGGAUACCCCACCGGAUUCGCCUUCGUUGAACCCAGUGCAAUCAAAUGUAUCUACAAGCUCUAGGUCUAGGUCCAGAUUUGCAACUCUAGCAAGUAAUGCAUCUAGGGCGGCCUCCCGAUCUUUGUCAAGAACAAGAAAACCUCAGAAUGCCAAUCAAACUAAACUACUUUUGUUCUGGAGGAAGCCCGCUCGAAAAUGUUGGUGGUCCUCUGAGUCUAUUUCAAUUGACCUACCAAGUGAAGCACUUGAAACUUCAGAGCAGAAUGUUAGCGUUAGAGUUCAUAUCAGGAGAGUAUGGACAUUAGAGUUAUCAGUCAUUGGGGUUCAAUAA